GCGAGGAUUAUUCGAAAACAUUUCGCUCGCGGUUACCCGUGUCCGUUACUGGGUCAUUAGUUCAAAAAAAUUGAGACGAAAUGUCAAACCAGGAAUUCAUUAUGUUCGAUACCCAAAAGGCCACGAUUGCUGUGUGCCGUUGACGUUCGCGAGCCUCACGACACCCAUGACGCACAUGGGCGGCUCGUUCGGCGAAUUCACAGCACACGAUUGCCGGCAGUUGGGCUUCAUUAAAGCACAGCUUUUGUGCUCGUCGUGCGCAAAGCUACCAGACUUCGGCCUAGAGGACAUAAAAGAUCAUUGCCUUGAAUGUUGCCAAGAAGAUUCUUUGCCGGUCGAGGUGAAAAAGUAUCCGAAGGCGGUCUUAGAGGUGUGCACUUGCAAGUUCGGAGCUUAUCCUCAAAUUCAAGCAUUUAUUAAAUCCGACCGUCCUUCGAAAUUCCCGAACUUACAAAUUAAAUAUGUUAGAGGUCUUGAUCCUACAGUUAAACUUCUAGAUAAAAGUGGAAACGUAAAAGAAACACUUUCUAUCACAAAAUGGAAUACGGACACGGUGCAAGAGUUCUUCGAAACACAUUUGGAAAAUACGAAAUCAGAAGACGAUUUUCUAAGAACAAAUGAAAUCUAACAAUUAUUCAAUUGUAACAAGUAAUAAAUCUAGUUCUACCAAA
Hermetia illucens (black soldier fly) is the source of this 671-nucleotide messenger RNA. RefSeq names its product selenoprotein F. The transcript is spliced from 4 exons. Gene Ontology annotation, molecular function: oxidoreductase activity. NCBI's taxonomy places the organism in Eukaryota, Metazoa, Arthropoda, Insecta, Diptera, Stratiomyidae. The record is from RefSeq and is a predicted model, not a curated record. Gene Ontology annotation, cellular component: endoplasmic reticulum lumen. The coding region runs from base 167 to 628 and encodes 153 amino acids.